Drosophila virilis is the source of this 9917-nucleotide messenger RNA. It is a transcript of the gene Su(var)2-HP2, whose product is annotated as Su(var)2-HP2. The record is from RefSeq and is a predicted model, not a curated record. NCBI's taxonomy places the organism in Eukaryota, Metazoa, Arthropoda, Insecta, Diptera, Drosophilidae.
UCAUUAUCGAUAACAAAGGCUGCAUAUUCAUGAAAUUUUUCAUGUGCGGUCCUCAAGCACCUUUUGCGAUUGAUAAUGUAUUCAAUAUUUGAUGUAAUAUUGCGCGAUGUGUUUGUAAAUUAAAACUCGCUUUGCAUGAACAGCGUCCGAUUUUGCUGCACCGUUGCUAUGGUGCGCAAAUUCAUGCUACAAGCCGACAGUGACAAACAUAUAUUUGAAGUGUAAAUGCAAACGCAAUAGAGCAAAAAGAAAGGAACAGAAAAGAUAUAUACAGACAAAACUAUUUAAUAAUAUGGAGGAUAUAGAAAUAGAAUAUCUUGAUGAGUACAAAGAUUUGGUGCUGCCAGGUAUCAAAACAAGCAGCGAAGGACGCGCAUCGAAUCAAGCGUUGAUGCGUUUGCCGCAACGCCGACGCAUUUCAUCAGACUCGAGCGGUUCUUCGUCAAUAGAUCCGGAUAUUUUUCAAAAACUAUUUGACGGCAAGUUUCUUGACGACGAGCUGCUCACUGAAAGUGGCACAAAUGAAAAAGGAAGAUUUCGGCGACGAUUAAGUUCUUCAUCGAGCGACUCCAACGAUGCUCUGGAUGCGUUGUAUAAUCGACAAAGCAGCCAAUUCAGGAACAAUAGACGCGAUCGCUUAGAAUCUUACGAUUCCAUAGAUGAUUUGGGUGAUGCGCUGAUGGGCCAAACACACAAGUCGCCGUCAAAGGCGGUUGACUUUGCGGCAUCAAAGAAGUCACUUAGUGACGGCUUGCAUAGAAGCACUGGCAACGCAAUCGGCAAGUCGAAGAGUGCUGACUAUAAGCUGCAGGCAAACAAAUACAAUUUGUCUGAUCAAUUAAAGCCACGGAGCAAGGCUGAUUUCUUCAAGCCCGGCAAUAGGCCCAACGGCAGCAGCAGCAGCAGUACCUCGUCCAACACUCAUCUGCUGCCCAACAAGAAGAAAGCUAUAACCAUUAUCAAAGCUAAGAAACCGACCCUGAAGCCGCCUAAGCACGAGCCAAAAGAGGAUCCACUGCAUUUGCAGGACUUCUCAGACGACUCGGACAGCGAUUCGUCUUAUGAAUAUGAAUCGGAUUUUUACGGCUAUGGCGAUUCAGAUGAUGAUGGCGAGGGCUCUAAGCAGGUUAUUGAUAUAUCGACAGAUAGCAGCACGGCUACAUCAUUGGCGGACACUGUGACACCUGUUGUUUCCGAAGACGAGAGCCUGCAGCAGCAGCAGCAGCAGCACAUGCCAUGCGGCGAUAAUGAGCGACUGCAAUUGUAUUUAAAUAAUCUAAGUAGUGCCGAAUCGCCACCCUCUAAACACAAAUACACAGCUAAUGCUAAGAAAUCGCGUUCCCAUGAAAAACAGUCUACGACUAAAGCGCAAACAGAUAACGAUCAGGUUAAUGAUUCCGUUGAUCAAGCGGUGGCAAAGGCUGAGCAGCAGCUUGACGGCCCCUCCAGCAGUACAGGCCAAGGGAAAAGCUGCAACGAGUCAGAAAAAACGUCUCGCGCCGAUUACGUAGACGUUAAUUUAACUUACGAAACCUUAGAGCGCUUAAGCCUCAGUCUCGCCGAGCAAAUCAUUAACAUUGAUGUAGAGCGCUCCAAGGAGUUCGAAAAACGUUCCGCUUCCAAGCCGCGCAGUACAUCUAUCCCUAAACUAGUGGACCCAACCAUUGGCUUAUCUUCCUCCAAAAGUCACGUUCGCAAGCUGACAUACUCUAGCGAGAAUUUAGAUAAGGUUGCACCAAAGAAAACCGAGCUGCGUCGGGCUAAAAGCGACAGCGCCUUUCCGAAGCGUAGGCGUCGUCAGCAGGCAAAGACCAGGGCCGCCACCACAGAGGAACAGAACAAUUGUGUGCCGCUGUCGCUGCCAACAAUAGCCAACGCUGAAAAAAUAGGGCAAGAAACGAAAAAUAGGAGUGAAAUAAACAAAGAAGAUCCCAAAAAGCCAGAAAAAAUAAAGCGCAAGCGUGGCAGACCGAGGAAGAAACAAAACAUUAGUAAGACAGAAGUAAAUGAUGCUGUCUCGAAGAAUCUGACUGAGCAACCUAGUGUAGUUCCGUCAGAAAAUGAAAAUAAAACUGUCAAAGUGAACGAAGACAUUAACUUGAAUUUAACAACCGACGAAUCGGCGUAUAAAACUCCUGAAAAGUCGAAAAGGGCACAACCGAAAGAAGAGUUACACACUCUAUGCGCUGCGUUAAAAAAGCUGGCGGAUGCAGACCUUAAAGCUCCAACCGAUGAAGCAGAAGCAAAUAAGACGAUAACUUAUUUAGACCCUGAGGACGCAGCGUUCUUUGAGCUUCAAGACAGAUUAAACGAUUCGAUCAAGAGCGCGUGCGGAGCAUUCUUGUCCCACAGUCCUGCUGAAAUAGCAGAAUUAACCCGGGAAAUUAAAGCAAAGGAUAACAUUUCCCGGAAGCAAGUCGUUGGGAAGAGACUGAUGGAUACGGAGCCAGAAAUUUAUAAAAGCCCACGGCUGAUCAGUGCUGGAAAGUGCCUUGGGGAAAACAGUGUUAGUCAGAGCAAGGCGCAAGGAAGUGCUGGGCAAUGCAUGGGGGAAGACGGUGUCAAUCAAGAACGUGCUUUUAAAAAUGCAAGUGCAAUUGUAAAAAUGGUUGCAAAUAAUUCUGAAAAUGCAGAUACUGAACAUAUGGAUAUUAAUAUGCGGGAUACAGCUGUCCAAGAAAGAACGGAUACGCCAGCCCUGGAAGAAAUGUCUUCUCAAAAAACACUCGAUUUUAAUGUUUCUAGAGAAAGAGGGAAGGAUAUUGAAGCAUCCGAUGGGAAUGUGGAUGAACAAAUAACCAGGGAAGAACCUGCAAAAAUCGAUGAACUAUCUGAACAGACGUUGCCUGGCAAAUCGUUGGAGACGAAUUCAGAAAAUGUAUCUGAAAAGGACAUAGGCACUGAAAAAUCUGAAGAAAGUAAAAAUACUUUGAUAGCUGAGAUAGACACGCCUGAAGAAGUAACUACUAAGGUUGAUUUGCAACAAAUUGACGAGGAAAUGGGUGAUGAUUCAGGUGAAAAACCUCUAAUGACAAACCCCAUUACAAAUAUCCCAGCUGAAAAGAACCAUUUAAAAGCAAAUAAGUCAGAUAAUCCGGAAAACACAAUGCAAACGCGACGCUCUGCAUUGGCCAAGGCUAGCCCUUGUCCAGGGAAUAUGUCUCUCGUAAUAUCGACAGGUCGGGAGAGUCGUAGCAGUAAGCGAUUGCUUAGAGGCGACAAUAACGCGGUAUUAAACACCGGAACACCGCAUCGCAAUACCCCAAGGCUCUUGGAAAAGUCACCAGCGGGCAGCGAUGCGUCUGUACCAUCGAAAGGAAACCGUAAAGAAAAAAAGGACAAAUCUAUCGGCGACUUGUUAGCCACAAGAACACCUCAAAAAUCAAAUGUAGACAAUAAUAUAGAAAGAAAAACUCGGAAAUCCAAACACGAGAUACCAAAGCAAGAGGAAUCCUUAAACGACAGGCCACUUCGCAGCUCAAAACCGUCUGAAACUACUGAAAACGAGAAAUCGGAAGCAAUUGAUAAAACUCACAAGAAACCGAAAGAAUCGCCGGCAAGAGCUCCUCAACCCAAUGAUAUUGAUAAUACACCAAAGGAAAGAAAAUCUCGCAGGUUAAAGCAUAGGUCAAAGAUCGAAAAAUCGCCAUCAAAACAGAUGGAAACGGAUGUAUCACAUACAGAAUCUUUACAUAAUCCAACGGCUUUGGCACCAGAAUCCAUCGAACAAGUAAAUAAUGAGGAUUCCUCAACAACGGCUGGGGUUCAAAGUGUAUCAUCAGCAUCUGCGAGUGAGGUUAAUAACACAAAGGAAACUGAUACUGAAAUUAGUUCGACGGAGGACAAAGUUAUUAAAUUAUCUGCAGGUGAUCAAUUUGCAACAGCCGUUGAAGCUGAAGCUGUUUUAGAGCUCGAACUACCUACAACAACGGACCUCAAUGAUAAGUUUAAGUCAACUUGUAGCGAGGACCAACCAAUUAUUCCAGAAAAUCCUCCUGUCUUGCUAAGUAAAGACGAAGCAACCUCUGAAGGACAAAAGGGUACAGAAGAAGCAGUCGCUUCCGACAUUGUUAACAGCCUAGAUGAGACAGCAAAGGGGAAACUUCGCGCAGGAUUAACUCGAGAAGUGAGAGAUCUUAUACAGGAGGCAAAAGAAUGGGAAGUGGAAUCAAUUGAAAGCCAUGGCCGAUCCACUCGAUCAAGAGUUGCAACUCCAGUUCCAUUAAAAGGGAGACGCGUUAGAUCACGGGAACCGAAGUCCGCAGAGCGCCCAGCUAAAGAUCAAAACAAAACCGCAGCAGACACAGAACCAACCUCAAGCGACAGCACAGUCAAGGAACUGCCAAAGAAAGGGCAGAAGGAAGCAAUCAAGAAAACCAAAAACGAUCCUUCUGAAAUAGUUAAUGAACCAGCAACGCCACUUAAAGCAGACACAAGUGCUCAGUCGGAAUUUGAUAAAACCAGCAGUGACUUUCAGGAAAUAAACGCAGAUGAACACAUAGAGAAACCUGCACCCAGAUUUGCAAAGCAGAAGCGCAGGGCAGCGAAAAAUAUUAACAAUCAAACAGACAUUGUAGAAACUGAACCAGCGCCCGCUAAUUCAGUUACGCCAAAGAUUGCACCGACCAAUGAUUCCAGCACACCAUUUCCAAGCACACCCAGCUCAAGCUCUUCAGGCAGUUCACGCCGUAAGCUGCGUAUUUUAUUGAGGAAGGUAGUGCCACGCUCCAAAAUUAAUUUUAGCCAGAAACUUGAAAACGUACAGGAGGGCGAUGAAAUUCUUAACUCGUCUUCGGAUCAGCAACCUGAAGAGAUCGCCUUGGAACAAAUUUCUGUGGACAAUCCACUCGAUAAUCGAGGAGAUUUGGUUGUUAAUGAAGAUUCAGUUGAUCAAGCUAUGGAUAACAUUGCUGACCCAUGCAUAGCGCACGCUCAAACCGAUAUGGCAGGCGAUGAGGCUGACACUAGUCAAAGUGGGCCGGGGCAGAAUUUGACGGAUCUACCCACCGGACAAGUUGAAGUCAACCUCGAAGGUGACUCAUUAGAACCUGAAACAGACCCAACGCAGACUGCAGUCAUCCAGAAAAUCGACGAGGCUGCAGACGAUACUUCAACUGGGAGCGAAGUGCCUAUUAGUGACCAGCAGACAAUUUCAACGGAGAAUGCUGAGAAGGAGCUGUGUCCGGAGCAGGAGUCUGCUGACCACGAUGUUCAUCGUGAGCAAACUCAGUCGGAGACAGCGAAUGAAGAGCCGCAACAGGAGGAAAAAACUGCUGACGAGGAUCAACCGCAAAAUGAGAUGGAAAUUGCUAAGGAACAACAGCAAACGGAAAACGAAGCUGCUGAAAAUAAUGAACAGCAACAUAAUAUGGAAAAUUCUCACGAAAAUCCGAAACCGGAGAAGGAUGCUUCUGACGACGGUCAACAGCAUUCAGAGGAGCAGCCAAAAGGAGAUAAUGAUAAUGAUAAUUCAUGUCAGACAGAAACAACAGGUGUCACGGGAAAUGUUGACGACGCCGGCGACGAUGAAGAGAGCUGCACAGAUUCCGUGAGCUCCAAUCGAAAGCUCAAAAAUCGCGAAAUGGAUGCCUCCCAGCCAGACGCAGCAGCCAAACGCAAGAAAACGCUACAGGCAAAGGAAUCGCACGCAAGCAAGGGAGCUAGUAACAUCACCGCUAUGGCACCGCCAGCUCCACCUAAAAGGGAGUUGUCUACUGGUAAAGCUGUGCUGCGACGUCUAGGAAAACCUCUGCAGACUGAUGUGCAGCCUACACAGAAGCGUCGGAAGCUCGCGAGCUCAACCGUAGAGCAUCAGGCCAAGGCUAGUGACAAGGAGCCAACUUCGUUACACAAAGCUAUAGAGGAGCUACGGGACGAGGCUAGGAAACAUAUGUUAGAUGCCAAAAAAUUGUUGGCACAAGAAGCCAUGCAAGGCGUGGUUUCGGGUCAAACGGCAACAAAGCUCAGCAAGAAGAAAGAAGUGAACAAGACGCCGCCAGUGAAAUCGAGUUUGUCAACGUUGCUAAGCGGCGAUGACUCAAUGUCGAUAGACAACUCGGUAAUAAUUACCAAAACUGCAAUAACAAGUACAACGGAACCCUUCAAGAAGGUGGAAACACCAUCAACUCCUGUCAGUGGUAUAAACAUCUCCGUCUCAUUGGUGCCUGACGGCAACAAGCUGGCGAGUUCACCUCCCAAAAAGACGUUAACUCAAGCCGAAACUGUAAGGAAGAUGAUGUUAAUGAAUACACCCUCAAAGACGGUGGAUGCGACGAAAGAACCUGCAAGUGUUUCCGAAAAGACCUUGGCACCUUUAGACUCUGGCAAAAAAUCAAAAACCCGUAAAGCGGAUGCCGGCGUAAGCACUACAGACAAGCGAGCGUCCCUACCUGCCAAAUUAUCCUUGCCACGAAAAACAGGGAAAACAACAGCUCCCAUUGAGGCUAUCAAGAAACCCAUAUCAAAGGUGGAAACUAGUGAAAAAUUGGAAACUGAACAGGCAACACAGCCAGCAGAAGCGGUCAUUAACACUAUCACCCCCAGAAAAUCAUUUCCACAGGCGAAAAAAUUGGAAGCAGUACUGGCAGCACCUGCAGCCAGUCCUAGCGUCGAGGAUAAGGAUAUUGGGGUGUCCGCAGCUACAGAAAAACUGUCUGAAGCGAAGCCCGCUAACAAAAUGGAAUUGCGAAAAGUCGCAAACAAAUCGUUUGGAAAAUCAAAGUCAAAGGAAUCGGUAACAGCAGUGGAACAACCGCCUAUUCCUUUAGCAACGAAUCCCACUUCGGACUCCCGCGACUCGUCCAAUGAGCGUACAAAGCGCUCUUCCCGCAUGACAAAGUUAUCGCUGACGAACUCAAAGACUUCGACACCGGUAACACGCGCCUGCAGUCAAAUACGCUCCACGACUGCCACGCCCACGAUUACGCCUACACAACAGCGCAAUGCCUCCAACGAGCGACAGCAGCUGACAUUGCCGCAACUGGUCGGACAGCUGCCGCCAAAGCCGCAACGUCAAUCCCGCAAGAGUCUCAAACUGGCCGCUGCUGAGCCUCAGCCGCCGCAGCCUCAGCCUCAGCCUCAGCCUGAGAUCCCUGAUCUGGCGCCAGUUCCGCCAUCGCGAAAACGCAAGCUCCCAGCUAAGCCCGUUACGGACGUAGCGAGUGUUAAGCGUCAAAAGGAGCUGCCAGUCAUACCGGACACAUCAAUUGCGUUCCCAGUGCGGAUUACAGCUGCUUCCACUGUCACUGACAAGGGCAGUGAAAAAGCGGUGCCUGUACCAGAAACGAUUACCAAAGCACCAGCGCCUUCAAUACCAUCGGAAAAGCCAAUGCAGAAACCCAAGGAGCUGCAACUGCCCUCACAGCCAUUACCACAGAAAACGCGAAAGUUGCGCGUGCGUCUGAAUCGGAACAUGAUUAAAAACUGGGUUUUGGGCUUGCAAGAAAUAGAGCCACCUCCAGAACCAGAUCAAGCACAGCCAAUAGAGCCGCCAACAGCUAUAGCUCCUAUUCCCGGAACAGCUGCAAUUCCACCGACGAAGGAAGCAGAGCCAGCCAUAACAAGAGCUCAGCCGGUUGCACAAACGCAACUGCUCAAGGCGCCGGUGGUAAGGUCCAUGCCCUUGCCAGUGCCGCUGCCAGUUCUGGAAGUAAAAGCGGAACAGGUAGAAGUGGAAGAACAGCAACAGAUCUUGCCCCCAGAGCAAACGGUGCAAAUGGAGGUUGAUGUGCCCGUUCCAACUCUCUCACAAGUUGCAGCCAAUAUUUCCUGCUCCGUGAACACCUGUGCGGCGGCUCCAACGCUUAUUUCGACGGCGCCGACAACGCAUGCGGAUAUUAACUGCAGCAGGAGCACCGCCAUCAGCAGCACAACCGCUAGCAGCACGACCAUCAGUAGCAACGCCACCAGCAGCACAAUUCCUUCAGCGAACAGCUUAAAUGAUCAGCACACGUUUGGUACAACGAAAAUGUUUUCGUUUUUGUAUCCAUCACGCUAUCAGCGCUCUUACGGCCAUGUGGGUCUUGACUUUUGCUGUCCAAACCUGGACGGGCCGAUGCAGGCCAUUGAUCCGACACGGCUGCACUCGAAAGUGGAGGUGCCGGUGCUGGAGCUGCCGCAGUACAUGGUCAUCUCGACAAAGAUCAUCUCGAAGCAGGACAAGAAUAUACCGCAAAAGGUGCGCGCCAAGCUCGAGCAGCUGGCGGCCAAGGAUGGGCUACCUUGUGUCAUCCAAACAACGGCGACAUCAACGACAGCUCCCAUAGCAACGUCCACUGCGACCUCAGCUACGCAAGUGCCCACUCCGCCAAGUACGAGCAACAUUGAUCCGCUGCCCAAGCAGCAGCAACCGCGUAACACGAACUUAACCAAAAAAGUGCAUCCGCCUAAUGCUGCUGCAGCUACACCGGGCACUUCAGUGCCAAGCUCACAAUCUGUGUCCAGCCUCGUUUCGGGAAUGCUGCAGCUGCCGUCCAUUUGCCCCACCGACAAGCUGCGAGUGGAGCUGCAGACACGCGUUCAGCUCUUUGAUGUUGUGCUGCAGAGUCUGGCCAGGCGAGCUAUUUCAAUGAGCGUGUCGGAGCGGCAGCAGGUCAUAGAGAGGAUUGUUAGGACAAGCACACUGCUACCGAUUGAUGUAGACGUGGGCACCAAGCUUCUGGAGAACUAUGUAUAUUAUGUAAAUGCCGUCACCAAUACCAUUUCUGCGCCCAUGCCACAAAUUCGUGCCGUUGUCAAGGCUGUUGCAUCAACGCCCAGCUCCACACCAGCCAGCACCAGUAACUCGGUGCUGGCUAAGGCAUUGAAUACAAGUCAUGCUUCGCCAGCGGCGGGGGUAAACACUCCACCAGUUGCAGCCGGUAGUCUGCGGCAGGCGGUAUCAGCGCCAAGUUACAAGCCUCCCGCCACCAGUCGGCCCAUUUACGAUAAGGACAAGAACAUUAUUGGUUAUCAGUACAAAACGCCCAAGUUAACAUUAGGCUCAACGCCAGUGCGUGCUCCAGCAGCGAGCAGCACGCCACGUGGAUCAACCGCGAAGGGCUCUCUGACAGCGGCAUCAGGAAUAGGCACACCAGUUGCAACCGUCAGUCAACAACAGCGUUCACGGAUCCAAAUGAAGCCAGCUGGAGGCAACAGCAAGGUUGCCGGAGCUAGUUCGGCGACAACACCAGUGGAAGCUGAAAUUGUCGCGAACAGAGUGGGGUCUGGCACCAUAAAUCCGUUUAAUCCAUCUCCAGCGCAGAAGACCUAUGCACGUUCCACAAAGAGCUCAGCAAAUUUGUCAAGAAACUUAGCGACGCCCGUCGGCGUGGUGAAUGGUGUACCUGUACUGGGAACGAAAGCGGCAUCUUCGCCUGCGUCAGCAGCGCCCGCCAUUGCGAGCAAAGAGGUGGGAUCUAAUCGUAAUCUGUUCAUCGUUAACCAGGUCCUCUCGCAGCCGGAGGAAUGCAUAUUGCCGGAUACGAUUCGGGCGACGGAUGCAGCUGCCGAGAUAAAGGGCGAGGUGGAGGAUGCGGAAAUAUUAACUUAAGCUAAAAAUAUUCAGUAAAUACAUAAUUAUAAACACAACAUUAAACUAUGAAAAGUAUUUUAAGUUACUUUACCAAAUGCACGAAACCUACAUUUCACACACACACACACACACACACAGAAAGCAUAUGUAAAACAUUUUUUGUGGGCUUCGUGAAAGAUUGUUGAAUUUCAGCUUUCCCAUUUACCAUAAUAUUUUUUAAAAUAAUAAAAUAACAAUUACUUAGUAACCGAAAGCAAGCAGGAAUGAAUUUGGUAGAUUUUUAAUCAAAUACAUUUCCUAAAAGAAUAGCACAUUAUAGGCUGCGUGUGUAUCUCUCUUUAUUGUGAGCAUAAAGCCAAAUAAAUGCGAUCAUAAGCUUAUAGUUGCUCUUGCAUAAUAAUUAAAA